UGCAUUUCGCCAUAAUACGAUUCAUAUUUCGAUUUAAGGUAUAAAUAACAAUUUUCGCUUUAGUUUUAAAGUCGGGAAAGAAUCAUUUCUCAGCCUGGGCUACAUGUGUGACGUAUAGAGUAUAAGGUUAAUGCAUAGUUCUCCUGCACAUUUGUCAUCCCUCAUAGAAUACAGACAAGUAACUUGAGACAUAUGCUCUAGCAUAUUGUACAUCAUUCUUAUUGCUGCAUCUCAUCUUGUGUUUUUAUGCAAUAAAGCAAGAGACAUUACGGAACAUACGAUAUUUCUCGCAGUUCCGAUGGACAGGGAGAAUAAUAUAUAAAUAUCAUUCAAGGGAAAUAUAACAAUGUGCGUAAAUGUACAAGACGACACCCCUCAACGGUUGCAAGUAGGACAACUUUCACAAUUACAAUAUUCACAAGAACAGAAGAGAAUGUGUAUUUUAUAUUAUAAUAAAUGGUUAAACGAGCUCAUGUCGAUUUUUAUAAGUGUUUUAGCUUUAGAAUAAAAGUCAGAAAAGAAUAGUUUUUCAGUCUACAUGUGAUGUAUUGAGUAUAAGGUUAAUAUGUAGUUUUUCCGCACACUUGUCAUACCUCGCAGUAGCCUGGCAAAUAGCUUGAGAAAAUAUAGGUACCUACCCUAAGUACAUUAUACAUCAUUCUUAGUGUUACUCGUGUCUUGUUUUUUUUUAUGUAACAAAGUGAAAGACCUUACGGAAAAUAUUAUGUUCUUCGUUCGUCUUCCGGUGGACAGGAAGACGUACAAAUGUUUUAUUCAACAGGCAUAUAACAAUGUGCACGAACGUAAAAGACGACAUCCCUCGAUGAUGAAGUAGGGAAACUUUUACAAUUAUAGCAUUCACAAGAACGGAACAGAACGUACAUUUUAUAAUAUAAGGGUUAAACGACUUCAUGUCGAUUUUUUAAUGGCCGUAAUUGACGGUACUAAGGGUUGACAAGAUGUUGAAGUGGGUAAAACUAUACAUAGUCUCUCGUAAGACAUGCUCGGUUACAUUUAAAUAAAAUUUAUUGACCCCUAACGAUAAUAAAAUAACAUGUUCUAUCAGUGUUAGCAUUUGUUGUAUAAUUCUGUUGCAUUAGUAGGCACAAUUUUGAGAAGCCAAUAUUCUGAAAAAGGUGUGAUAAAUGCUUACAAAUAGUGCUUUGUGGUUGUACUUAUACACGCAAAUCAUACGUUGCAUUACAUUUAAAUAAGGUCGUCUGAUUUUCAACGCACGAUAAUGUUCUAUGCAAUCUGUAUGUAAGACGAAUAAAAUUUGCCGCAAUGAGAUGGUUACAUUCGGUAUUUAAUGUGCAAUUUAAACAUUAGUUUGUGGAAUUUACUAAUAGUGUAAUCUACAGUGUUAUUUUACUUGCUUGUAUUAAAUUCGGUUUUUCUUAUAAUUAUCUUACGCCUGGGGACAUUUAAUUGACAUAUUUAAGAAAAGAUGUUUUCGAAAUGCCUUAAACCACUUUUUUAGAUACAUUACACGUGAAGAAAGAGAGCCAGAUAUGGAAAUUCUCUCUUUAAAUUUUUUAAUAUACACCGUUGGUGGUGUAUGGCGACCUGUUGAGUGGUCAUCGAGUGGUGCCAAACUGCUGUACAGUGUAUUUACCAUUAUUAUAGUAACUUCGCAAUACUUUUUGGUGAUAACUCAAUUUAUGGAUAUUAUUUUUGUUGUUAAUAAUAUCGAUGAUUUUGCCACUAAUACUCUAAUGUUCUUGACUAUUGUUGCCGUUUGUUGUAAAGCGACUGUCGUUGUGGUACGUCGGAAUGCAAUCAUCAACUUGGUGCAAAUAUUGUUGAAAGCACCACAUAAACCUCAAGACGAGGAUGAAAUAGCAAUACAAACAAAGUUUAAUAAGUUCAUUAGAUCGUGCUCGAUAAAAUAUUCACUUUUGGCGACAGGCUCCAUGACAGGUCUCACUCUAGGAUCAAUAUUAAAUGUUAUGCAUGGCCAUUUACCUUAUCGAAUAUGGCUGCCAUGGGAUUACAAUAUACCUACAAUGUUUUGGGCUAUAUCUAUUCAUCAAAUAAUAACUUUAAUUUUCGCCGCCAUCAUAAAUGUUGGCACAGAGACCCUGGUUUUCGGAUUGUUUAUACAAACGUGUGCCCAGCUUGAAAUUUUUGAAAGUCGUCUUCAAAAAUUCAUAAUUAAUAAAACAGUUAGAUGUCUGAGACAUACACUUUCGACGUCGCACAAUAAAAACGAAAUAGAAUUAUCGGGGUGCAUACAUUAUCAUCUUAGCAUUUGCAAAUAUGCGAAAACAGUAAACGACGUAUUCAAUCAAGUGUUCUUUGUCCAGUUCUUUGGUAGUAUACUGGUGUUAUGUACAAGUGUAUAUUAUCUAUCAAUGCAUAUUAAAGAACUGUCUGCAAUUGCGAAUUUAUUAGUGUACACCAUCUGUAUGUUUGCACAAAUCUUCGUUUACUGCUGGUCCGGAAACGAAGUCAUUCUUAAGAGUACGAGCAUAGGAGAUUCUAUCUAUCGCACGGAUUGGCCAUUACUAUCUAUUAACGAGAAAAAAGGAUUGCUGAUGAUUAUGAUACGUAGCACACUUCCUAUAAAGUACACUAGCAGCUUCUUGAUAACUUUAUCUCUUGAGUCUUACAGUAACAUCUUAAAAACGUCAUAUUCAGCAUUUAACGUAUUACAAAAGUGAAAUCUGAAUAAUAAUGUAGUUUUUGAUAAAUUAGCGAUUCUAAACCUUAUAAAUUUGGUUUGCACACAUCCUUACUUCAGCUUUAUUCCCUAUUCCGAUUAUUCAAACAUUGUAAUAAGCAGGCACGCACGCAUUAAGUGUAACUAUAUGUAAUACAGUUUAAUACACACGAUAACUUGUUUUGACAUAUAUAAAGAGAAACUGAUUUAAGUCGAGCG
Vollenhovia emeryi is the source of this 2881-nucleotide messenger RNA. RefSeq names its product odorant receptor 46a, isoform A-like. The record is from RefSeq and is a predicted model, not a curated record. Lineage: Eukaryota; Metazoa; Arthropoda; Insecta; Hymenoptera; Formicidae. The coding region runs from base 1512 to 2663 and encodes 383 amino acids. Gene Ontology annotation, biological process: sensory perception of smell; detection of chemical stimulus involved in sensory perception of smell. Gene Ontology annotation, molecular function: olfactory receptor activity; odorant binding. The transcript is spliced from 5 exons. Gene Ontology annotation, cellular component: plasma membrane.